AUGAAGGGAUAUAAUGGAAGCCGCGGUCAAUCCCAGCAUUCAUCUGCACACGCCUGCCACUGUGUGCCUGAGGACUGUGAGCAUCCUCAGGACUAUCUGCACCACAGCCAAGAUCCGCGACAGUCUUACCUACUUAGUCCUACCGAGUCCUGUUCGAUGGACCAUCACUACUGUGUGUCUCGAAGCUCCAUUCCCUCUGAGUGUGCUGCGGUGCCUAUCAGCAUGACAGAGCAGAUGGCCUCCAGCAGCACGUUUCCUCGGAUGCACCAUAACCUGCAGUAUGAGUCCUGCGAUGACUGCAUGACUGCCACCCACGCCUCCAGCAAGAUCAACCGGCUGCCGGCCAACUUGCUGGACCAGUUUGAGAAGCAGCUGCCGCUCCAUCACGAUGGCUUCCACACGCUGCAGUAUCAGCGGGCCAGCUCGGCCGAGCAGCGCAGCGAAAGCCCCAGCAGGAUACGCCACCUGGUCCACUCUGUGCAGAAGCUCUUCGCCAAGUCCCACUCCCUGGAGGCCCCGUCCAAAGGCAACAUAAACGGGACGAGGAUGGAUGGCAGGGGUGGGGAGAGCCAUCAUCACCACCACCUUCGCCACCACCACCCACACCACCACCACCAACACCAAUCCAGGUCCAUAAAGAGGAGCAAAAGCAAGGACCGCAGGUCUGAGUCUAAGCACAGGGCUAAGAUGGCGGGUUGGUGGAGCUCCGAUGACAAUCUGGACAGCGACAGCAGUUACAUGGUGGCGAAUGCAUCUGGGAGACACUCGAUGGAACAGGCGACCCAGUACUGUGCAGAACCCAUGGAAAGUGCCUUCAGAGAUCUCACCCUGAAGAGUUUGAAGAGCAGCAGUGAGGGCAAGUGCCUAGCAUGUGCAGCCAUGCCCCUCAAGAGAAGCGUGUGGUCCACAAUGACUGUGAGCCAAGCCCGCGAGGUUUACCCCAGUUCGGCAACCAACACAGAGAAACCUCCAGCGCUUCAGGAAACAAAGGCACAAGAAAGGGCUUAUCAUUAUCUUCAGGUACCACAGGAUGACUGGGCUGGCGGGUACCCAGUAGUGACUAAGGACGGAGAAAUCCCCUGUCGGAGAAUGCGCAGUGGCAGCUACAUCAAAGCCAUGGGGGAUGACGAGAGCGGGGACUCGGACGCAAGCCCGAAGAUGUCACCAAAGGGAGCCUCUCAGCAAGAGAGUUAUCUGCAACCUUGCGGCCCAGCAAGCAGCGAGCAGAGGCACUCCAAGUUCAGCUGUAAGCAUUGCUUGGAGCCGUACAUAUGCAGCCACGCUGGCCUGCAGGGACAGACGUCAAUGAACUACAGCCUGGAUAACCUGCAUCGCUCCAGUCUCCGCCCCAAGCUGCUGCCCCGGAGUCAGGCUUAUAGUCGAAUGCUCAGCACCAACCACCAGGUUGGUGAGGGUGAUGUGAGCAGACAGUUUGAGGUGGUGUGUGAGUCAGUGUUCGGGGAGGUGGAGUCACAGGCAGUGGAAGCCCUGGACCUGCCCGGCUGUUUCCGGAUGCGGAGCCACAGCUACCUGCGUGCCAUCCAGGCUGGCUGCUCACAGGACGACGACUGCCUGCCCCGGUUCUCCAUGGCCCCCAUACGGCCGCCCAUAGCCGUCAGCGCCAGGAAACCCAGUGCCUCGUUUAAUUACAAGAAAGCUCCUCCUGUCCCUCCCCGGAUGGCCAUCAAGCCGCUGAUCUCAGUGACGGCCCAGAGCAGCACCGAGUCUACGCAGGACACCUACCCACCCAGCGAGCCCCACCGCCCCACACCCUGGUCCCGAGAUGUCCGGACACACUGCAAUUCCACGGACAGUCUCAACAGCUCCAAAGCACUGACUAUGGCCUUGGAACUGUCAGCUCCCAUUCGUUCUUCAAUGAAGAGCUCCCCUGGAGCCGGCGUUUACAAAGGGAUCCUGAGCCGCGAUGAACCAAAGUUAGAGCCUCGCCAAAGGAAGUGGCGUUCAUCUAUUGGGAUACAGGUGGACAGUUCAGAGACGAUGACCGAUUCCGAUACCGAGAGCAAGUGUCUUCGGGAGGUGCACUCCAUCGGGGUGCAGGUGGAAGACGACAAACGACACGCCAGGUUUAAGCGUUCAAACAGCGUGACGACCAGCGUGCAGGCGGAUCUGGAGCUGGAGGAGAUGGUGGGCUUGGCUGGCGGCUCUGUGGACAAGGGUUUCCAGUUCGGCCGGCCGUUCCAGCGGCAUUCCUCGGAUCCCGAGCCGCCCAGCGAGUACACCGGCUUCCGAACUGUGCACACACAGGGCCAGUGGGCCUACCGCGAGGAUUACCGUGUGCGCUGUGACAGUGACGGGCAGCGGCCAGAGGCGUGGGCAGAGGCAGGGGCUCAUAGCCUGACAGACACGGGCAGGGCAUCGCCGUGUCACAGGGACGGCGACUGGUUCAUCAAGCUGCUGCAGGCAGAGGUGGAGCGUCUGGAGGGCUGGUGCCAGCAGAUGGAGCGAGAAGCUGAGGAGAACGACCUGCCUGAGGAGGUUCUGGAGAAGAUCCGCAGUGCGGUGGGGAGCGCCCAGCUUCUCAUGUCCCAGAAGUUCCAGCAGUUUUUCCGCCUUUGCCAACAGAAUAUGGACCCGAACGCUUUCCCUUUGCCUACCUCCCAGGACCUUGCGGGAUUCUGGGAUCUUCUGCAGUUGUCUGUAGAAGAUGUAACUCUGAAGUUUGAUGAACUUCUACAGAUAAAGUCCAACAACUGGGUCCUAAUCGACAUGACAGACAAACAGGCCGAAAGGAAGAUUCCCCCUCCUUCUAUACCAAAGAAACCCCUGAGGGGCAAGCUACCCUCCACGCGGGAGAGGUCCCUGGAAGUUGCUGACAGACAGAGGCAGGAAGCGAAGAAAAGGCUGAUGGCAGCCAAGAGAGCAGCUUCCUUUCGGCAGAACUCAGCCACAGAGAGUGCGGACAGCAUCGAAAUCUACAUCCCCGAGGCUCACACCCGGCUUUGA
This is a messenger RNA of Callorhinchus milii (elephant shark), 2964 nucleotides long. RefSeq names its product disks large-associated protein 2. Bases 1 to 2964 code for a protein of 987 amino acids. Gene Ontology annotation, molecular function: molecular adaptor activity. The transcript has 10 exons. Gene Ontology annotation, biological process: signaling. Lineage: Eukaryota; Metazoa; Chordata; Chondrichthyes; Chimaeriformes; Callorhinchidae. The record is from RefSeq and is a predicted model, not a curated record. Gene Ontology annotation, cellular component: postsynaptic specialization; glutamatergic synapse.